UGCAAAUUUCAAAAUAAAAACAUUCUUGAGAAAAUUUUCCGACGCCGCUGGAUUUGUGUGUUUCUAUCUGUUUUCCCCACCGAUUGUUAGAAAAAUUCUAAUUUUCUGAUAGCGGGAAAAAAUUUAAACCGCCCAGUCAUGGCGGACGGUUUACCGUCAACUUCAGCUGGCGAGAAGCCUCAAACCGUUCCCAAACGGCUUCGAGAAAUCAAAGGAGCGGCAGCUUCAAAUCGAAGAGCAAGUUUAGCCGGAAAUGUGUACAACUACACGGAAACUUUGAAAGAAAAACAGGCACGUUAUCGCGAGGAUCGUGAUAAGCGUAAAGUUCGUUUGGCAGCCACACACAAAUACUUCGUUCACUACGUUGCCGAUCAUUUGGAAUUGGAAAAUGCUUAUGUGAAAGAUUUUGUGUUGGACUCAGCUGAACAACUUGACUUUUUGGAUGAUUUUAUCAGAAAAGGUGGAAGAAAAACUCUCAUGUUUUAUUACCAGGAAGGAGAACCUCCUAAACUGGAAUCUGGAAGGACGAUGCAGAAAGUUGAAAAACUUCAGAAGAUUUUCAUCACUGAUGGAACCAAGGAAGCUUUAACCGGACAAUGCCUUUAUUUUAUCAAACCAAAGGGAGAUGCACAGCUCAGUGUCAGAAAUGCAAAUGAGGAAACAAACUUUGCCGUCCUUGAUGUGGAAGGCAAUGGUGGACUCCUCCCAGCCAUUCGUGAAAUAAUGUCACUGGUUCAUCUCCCUGCUAUAAAAGCCCUUUCCAACUGGGGCACUUUGGCUGAGACACCACAAGGAAAAAAGACACGAGAGACUUUCUUGCAUGAUUUAGAAAGCUUUGUCAAUUACCUGGACAGUGCUCAGAUGAAUAUUGACGGAGCAGUUCGUCUCAGUGAAUCAACCACAGUUGACUUGACAAAAUAUUCUUCACCGCAAGAAUGCACUGAAGCUGCCAAUGAUCCUGAGGUCGUAGUUGCACUUGAAGAGUUGGUCUCUGGGUGGUGCAAACAGAUCGAACAGGUAUUGGCUGAAAGUGAGCAGAUGCGCAAAGAAGCAGAUGAUACUGGGCCAUUAGCUGAAUUGGAGCAUUGGAGAUUUCUAAUGUCAAAAUUCAAUUCAUUACUUGAACAUAUCAAAGGAAAACAAUGCAAGGCUGCUAUUAGUAUCCUGCAUACCUCAAAGUCAAAAGUACUGAAGAUGUGGAGGGAGCUAGAUGCUCAAAUCACCGACCAUGCAAAUGAGGCAAAGGACAAUGUGAAGUAUCUAUAUUCACUAGAAAAAGCAUGCACUCCAUUAUACAAUGCCGAUCCGGUGAAUAUGAUUGAAGUCAUUCCUACCCUGAUCAACAUCAUCAGUAUGAUUCACAAUAUAUCGAGAUACUAUAACACAUCGCAGAGAAUGACUUCUCUAUUCAUAAAGGUUACAAACCAAAUGGUAGCUGCCUGUCGGAACUACAUCACACAGAACGGGCAGCUCCGAAUUUGGGAUCAGGAGGGUUCAGAAGUUAAAAAGAAGAUUGCUGAUUGUGUGUUUCUAUACAAAGAAUACAUGAGCAGUUUUCAAAAGAUGAAAGAAAAACUUCAGAAAACUCCUGAUGAAAAUAUGGAUUUCUCUGAGAUGUAUAUUUUCGGGAAGUUUGACACAUUCUGCAAAAGACUGAAUAAGAUUACUGAACUAUUGAAUACGAUUGAAGUAUUUUCAAAACUUGGAGAAUCAAAGAUUGAAGGAAUUGAAGGUCUAACUAAUAAAUUCCAAUCUAUUGUGACCAAUACUAAGAAGAAACCUUAUGAUAUAUUGGAUCACAGGAAAAUUGACUUUGACAAUGAUUUUGAAAACUUCAAGGAUUCGAUUUAUAAUUUGGAAUGUCAGCUUCAGAUAUUCAUGGAUUCCUGUUUCGAUCGACCUCAAUCAUCGGCCCAAGCUCUCUUGCUCUUGAAAAGAUUUGAGAAACUUGGAGUUCCUUGCUUGCAGGGUGACAUUCAGGAAAAAUACAGUGUGAUAUUGAAAAGCUUUGGACAAGAGAUUGAAGAGAUCAAGAAGAUUUACCAGAAGUUGCGAGACGAACCGACCAUACCCCGAGAUAUGCCGCCAAUAUCCGGGAAAAUUAUGUGGGCUCGUCAACUGUUCAGGAAGAUACAGCAACCUAUGGAUGUUUUCCAGGAAAAUGCUGAACAUUUACUCAAGGAAAAGGACGGCAGAUUAAUUGUGAAGAGUUACAACAGGAUGGGAAAAAUACUGAUGGAAUUUGAAGUUUUGUUUCAUAGGGCCUGGUGUAGGUCAACUGAGAAUAUCAAGUAUGCUCUACAGGCCACUCUACUUGUCCGGCACCCUGAAUCCAAGCAGAUAUUCAUCAAUUACGAUCCACAGAUACCGGAGAUGGUUCGUGAAGCUCAGUGUUUUAGGAAGAUGGAAAUGGAUGUGCCUGAAGUAACCAACAAUCUGUUACGAAAGCAGGCUGCAUUAAAAAGAACUAAGGAACGAUUAGAAUGCAUGCUCAAUGAUUACGACGGAGCAAAAGAGAAAAUCCCAACUAUAUUCCAACCCUUGAUGAAACAACACUUGAAAAAAGUCGAUGCUGCGAUCAGACAAGGAUUAGUCUUCACUACAUGGAGUAGUUUGAACCACGAUCUUUACUUCCACAACGUAAACAGAGAGCUUUCUCAAUUGAACAGAGUCAUUAGAGAUGUGAAUGAUUUGAAGGAAGCCAGGAUUGAUGAUAUGCUGGAAGAUAUCGCAACCACUGCCCUCAUUGACUUGGAAGAUGAUAAAACAUACACCCUGCAGAACUUCACUCAAUUGGCUCGAGAGCACUGCAGCGAGAUGGCAAAGUAUUUGGACAGGAAAAGUCAACACAUAGAGAAUGCUGUGCAGGAUCUGAUACAGGUUUUUGCAAAACAUUCUGGAAGAGCAAAUUUUGUCUUUUCAAUGGACACGUCAACCUCUGCCCGUUCCAAGUACAAGGACAGUGUUGAAUACAACGAGGAUGAUGCUUUCGUCAUUGAAUGUGAGGAACUCGUGGAAUAUUUCAAACAAAGGACUGUCGAUGCGUUACUGAGAUGCACUAAGCAGUCACUGGACAAUAUCAAACGGAGAGUCUUUUAUCCAAAAUCCUCGUAUUCUCGAGGGAUGGGAAGCAAAGCAAAGACUGAUGAAUUCACAGGAAAGGAAGGAAUCGCCCCAUUACUGAAUGCCAACAUUGAACUUGCCAUACCUAACGUGGAACUAAGACCAAACUUAGAGGAAAUACAGGCUGCUUUGAAUGACGCUGCAAAAUGUGUUGUUGAAGUCAGCCGAGGUGUCAUAUGUUGGGGACAGAUUCGAUUCCAGGAGCGAUCCAGUGAGGAUUCAGGGAGCGGAUCGGCCAACAAAAACAAACGAGACUCAAUAAAGAAGCAAGGAAGCAUAUCUGGACUUAUACCUGUACCCAGUGAGAAACUCCAGAAUCAUUUCAAGGCUGUGUCAGAGCAGAAGGAUGUUGCCAAACUAGUGAUGAUGCACGGCAGUGCAAUGAAUAACAUGAGGGAACCCAUCACUAAGCAGCUGCAUCCAUUCAAUCAAUUUCAUAUGCUGUGGGAAGAAGAUAGAGAGACAACUGUACAAGCGUUUAUGGCAACAGAACCUCUUCUGACAGAGUUCCGAGCCGAGAUCAUGAAAUAUGAGGACGUGAAUCAGAGUGUGGAAGCCUUGCCCAACACUCUCAACAUUGGACCUGUACAAUUGCAGACCGAUAAUAUUAAAACGGCUUUGACUGUGGAAACAAAGGCUUGGAAGGUGAGCCUCUGCAAAUGUCUUAACAUCGAAUAUCGAACCAAGAUGGAUGAACUGAGUGAAUUCAUCAACGAAUAUUCAAAGAGAUUGAACAGAAGCAUCAAAGACUUGGACGAUGUCAGGGGAGCCAUGAAUGCAUUGGAUACCAUCAAGGCAGAGUUCACAAGGAUUGACUUCAGCUUGGGCCCUGUUGAGGAAGCCUACGCCAUCAUGCAGAAGUUCAAUGUACAGAUACAAUCAGAUGAGAUAAACAAAGUCGAUACCUUGAGAUACAGCUGGGAUAAACUUCUCUCACUUGUUAAUAAGGUUCAAGAUGAGCUCUGUGAUGUGCAACCAAAAUUCCGAGCCGAUCUGAUCGCCAAGGUAGAGAAAUUCCAUGUGGAUUCAGAUGAAUUCCAGCAAUCCUAUGAUGAGAAUGGACCAAUGAAAGAAGGUCUCACUCCUGUAGAAGCCAGCGAUUUACUGCAGGUUUAUCAAAGCAGAUUCGAUGACUUGUGGCGCAAGUUCCAAACCUACAAUGCAGGGGAAGAAUUAUUCGGGUUGCAAGUCACAGAAUACCCCCAUCUACAACGAUCAAAGAAGGAAUUGAACCUCCUGCAGAAGUUGUAUGGACUAUACAAUGCUGUGAUGAAGUCUAUCAAUGGCUAUUACGACAUUCUAUGGCUGGAAGUUGACAUUGAUAAGAUAAACCAAGAAUUGCUCGACUUUCAAAACAGAUGUCGCAAGCUUCCCAAAGGACUCAAGGAAUGGCAAGCCUACAACGAGCUAUCCAAUAAGAUCAAUGAUUUCAAUGAAUCUUGCCCCAUACUUGAGCUCAUGUCUGACAAGGCAAUGAAGCAAAGACAUUGGGACAGGAUCACUGCAUUAACUGGAUAUACUUUUGACGUGGACAAUGAAAACUUCCAACUGCGCAACAUCAUGGCGGCUCCUCUUCUCAAAUACAAGGAAGACAUAGAAGAUAUUUGCAUCAGUGCAGUCAAGGAGAAAGACAUCGAAGCCAAACUCAGUCAAGUCAUUGCUGAAUGGAACGGAAAUAACCUUAGCUUUGCAAACUUCAAAACCAGGGGCGAGCUACUCCUGAAAGGUCAGGAAACAUCGGAGAUUGUAUCAUUGCUGGAAGACAGUUUGAUGAUCCUUGGAUCUCUGCUUAGUAACAGAUACAAUGCACCUUUCAAACCAACUAUACAACAAUGGGUUGCAAAGCUGUCUAACACAUCGGACAUUAUUGAAAACUGGUUGAUCGUUCAGAACUUAUGGGUCUACCUCGAGGCUGUGUUUGUUGGAGGAGACAUUGCUAAACAGUUGCCGAAGGAAGCGAAACGUUUCUCUAACAUUGACAAAUCCUGGGUGAAGAUCAUGACCAGAGCACAUGAGACACCAAAUGUUGUGCAAUGCUGUGUGGGGGAUGAGACUCUGGGUCAGCUGUUGCCACAUUUACUAGAGCAAUUGGAACAGUGUCAGAAAUCUUUGACUGGAUACCUUGAGCAGAAACGACUUGUGUUUCCUCGUUUCUUCUUCAUAUCAGAUCCUGCUUUGCUAGAAAUCCUUGGACAAGCAAGCGAUUCACAUUCUAUUCAGGCUCAUCUUCUUGGAGUAUUUGAGAAUGUGAACAAAGUUGACUUUCAUGAAAAGGAUUAUGAUAGAAUAAUGACUGUCGUAUCAAAGGAGGGAGAAACAAUUAUGCUUGAGAAGCCAGUGGUUGCUAAAGGCAAUGUAGAGAUCUGGUUGGGUGAUUUACUUAAUCAACAACAAGGAUCAUUGCAUGGAGUUAUAAGAGAUGCUUCCAUACAGAUAGUGGAUCCUUCCUUCCAACUUCAUCCUUUCUUGGAUUCUGCUCCUGCUCAGGUUGGGUUGCUCGGAUUACAAAUGAUUUGGACGAAAGAUGCUGAAGAAGCUCUUUCUAAUGCAAGACAUGACAAGAAAAUUAUGCCGGUGACCAAUCAACGUUUCCUGGAAAUCUUGAACUCACUCAUUCAAGUCACCACCAAGGAACUCACAAAAUUUGAGAGAAUCAAAUAUGAGACAUUGAUCACUAUUCACGUACAUCAGAGGGAUAUCUUCGAUGACUUGGUCCGCAUGCACAUCAAGACUCCUCUUGAUUUUGAAUGGCUGAAACAAUCUCGAUUCUACUUCAACGCAGACACUGAUAAAUGUAUUGUCAGCAUCACUGAUGUGGAUUUCAUCUACCAGAAUGAGUUCUUAGGCUGCACUGACAGGCUGGUCAUCACACCACUAACUGACAGAUGCUACAUCACACUUUCUCAAGCUCUGGGUAUGAGCAUGGGUGGAGCACCCGCUGGUCCGGCUGGGACUGGUAAAACAGAGACAACCAAAGAUAUGGGAAAAGCACUUGGGAAGUAUGUUGUUGUGUUUAACUGCUCUGAUCAGAUGGAUUUCAGAGGCCUUGGAAGGAUUUAUAAAGGACUUGCACAGUCUGGAUCAUGGGGAUGCUUUGAUGAAUUCAAUCGUAUCGACCUACCUGUGCUAUCUGUAGCUGCUCAGCAGAUCUACAUUGUGCUUAUGGCUAAGAAGGAGAGGAAACCUCACUUCAUAUUCACUGAUGGAGACAAUGUCAGUCUCAACCCUGAGUUUGGACUGUUUAUUACUAUGAACCCCGGUUACGCUGGUCGUCAAGAAUUGCCUGAAAACCUAAAGGUUCAGUUCAGAUCGGUGGCCAUGAUGGUUCCAGACAGACAGAUUAUCAUGAGAGUGAAGCUUGCCAGCUGUGGUUUCCAAGAAAACAUAAUUCUUGCUCAGAAAUUUUAUACUCUGUACAAACUAUGUGAGGAACAGUUGACCAAACAGGUCCACUAUGAUUUUGGAUUACGUAACAUUCUCUCUGUGCUUCGUACUCUCGGAGCAACAAAGCGAGCUCGACCAGAAGAAGGAGAGCCCACUAUUGUGAUGAGAGUCUUGAGAGAUAUGAACCUUUCUAAGCUGGUUGACGAAGACGAGCCUUUGUUUCUGAGUUUGAUCAGUGAUUUGUUUCCUGGAAUAACAUUGGACACAGUGUCGUAUGUGGAACUACAGGCAGCUAUUGAACUUCAUGUACAGGAUAUGGGAAUUGUCAACCAUCCUCCAUGGAAUUUAAAGGUUGUCCAGCUGUUUGAGACACAACGGGUUCGUCAUGGAAUGAUGACACUGGGACCAAGUGGGGCAGGGAAGACUAUUUGCAUCAAUAUGAUCAUGAGAGCCAUGACUGAGUGCGGCGAACCACACAAGGAAGUUCGUAUGAAUCCUAAAGCCAUCACAGCCCCUCAGAUGUUUGGCCGACUGGAUGUGGCAACUAAUGAUUGGACAGAUGGAAUAUUCAGUACUUUGUGGAGAAGGACUCACAAGACCAAGAAAGGUGAUCAUGUGUGGCUGAUACUUGAUGGGCCUGUUGAUGCAAUCUGGAUUGAGAACCUCAACUCAGUACUGGACGAUAACAAGACAUUGACGCUGGCUAACGGUGACAGGAUUCCAAUGGCUCCUAACUGCAAGAUUCUCUUUGAGGUCCACAACAUUGACAAUGCAUCACCUGCCACAGUAUCCAGGAACGGUAUGGUCUACAUGAGCAGUUCAGCUUUGGAUUGGAGCCCUAUACUGGAUGGUUGGUUGUUGAAACGUCCGGCUGCUGAAGCAGAUAUCCUGCGAGAACUUUUCCAUUCAGUGUUUGCCGAUGUCUACACCUACUCAAUGCAAAAUUUAUGGCCUAAGAUGGAACUGCUGGAAUGUAACUACAUAACCCAGGCUCUGAAUGUCUUGGAAGGGAUGAUUCCCAGCAAAGAUGAAGCCGGUAUAUUGCCCAAAGAUCAUUUGGAAAAGAUAUUCAUAUUUGCGUUGAUGUGGAGUGUUGGAGCUACAUUGGAGUUGGGAGACAGAGCCAAGAUGGAGGAGUUUCUCACCGGGCAUUCCAGUCAGCUCGCAUUACCAGCGAUAGAAUCAGGAAGUGGACACACAAUAUUUGAAUUUGUACCAGACAGCAAAGGCAACUGGGAACAUUGGACGGGGCGAGUGCAAGAAUACGACUACCCUAAUGAUUCAGUGCCAGAGUAUUCAUCAAUCCUUGUACCUAAUGUUGAUAAUAUAAGAACCAAGUUCCUGAUUGAUGUCAUUGCUAAACAGCAUAAGGCUGUUCUACUGAUUGGUGAGCAAGGUACAGGCAAGACAGUACUGAUCCAAGGUUAUACAGCACAGUACGACCCUGAAGUACAUAUGGCAAAGUCAUUCAACUUCAGUUCAGCUACUGAACCUAAUAUGUUCCAGAGAACGAUUGAAAGUUAUGUUGAUAAGAGGAUGGGAAGCACAUUUGGACCUCCAGCUGGAAGAAAGAUGACUGUGUUUGUGGAUGACAUCAACAUGCCGGUUAUCAAUGAAUGGGGAGAUCAGAUCACAAACGAGAUUGUUCGUCAGAUGAUGGAGAUGCGAGGCAUGUAUUCUCUUGAGAAACCAGGAGAUUUUACCAACAUUGUGGACAUGCAGUUCAUUGCAGCCAUGAUCCAUCCAGGGGGAGGCAGAAACGACAUACCACAGCGGUUGAAGAGACAGUUCAGUGUUUUCAACUGCACUCUGCCUUCUAAUGCUUCUAUUGAUAAGAUAUUUGGUAUUAUCGGAAAUGGCUACUUCUGUCCUGAGCGUGGUUUCACUGAAGAAGUAUUGAAGAUCAUACCAUUGCUUGUGCCUGCUACCAGGAUACUAUGGCAGUGGACAAAGAUUAAAAUGCUUCCAACACCGGCAAAGUUCCAUUACAUUUUCAAUCUUCGAGAUUUAUCAAGGAUCUGGCAAGGAAUGCUGACUGUGAAGUGUGAGGAGUGUGUUACUGAGAUGGAUGCCAUCUAUCUCUUCAUGCAUGAGUGUAUGAGAGUCAUUGCUGAUAGGUUUACCAACCAGGAAGACAAAGAUUGGUUUGAGGCCUCAUUGCAACGAGUUGUGAAAGAAUCAGUUGAUCCAGACUUGGCUGAACAAAUGACAGGAACAGAACCAUACUUUGUGGAUUUCCUACGCGAUCCCCCAGAACCUACAGGAGAGGAGGCUGAGGAUGCGGAUCUUGAUGCUCCCAAGAUAUAUGAAGCAAUUCCUUCACUGCCGGAGUUGUCAGAAAAGCUGGAAAGUUACAUGGAACAAUAUAACGAGACAGUGCGUGGUGCCAGCAUGGAUCUUGUGUUCUUCAAAGAUGCAAUGACUCAUCUAGUCAAAAUAUCUCGUAUCAUCAGAACACCUCGCGGCAGUGCAUUGCUAGUGGGAGUCGGUGGAUCCGGGAAACAAAGUUUGACUAAGCUGUCUUCCUUCAUUGCUGGAUAUACAAACUUUCAAAUUACUUUGACCAGAACAUACAAUGCCACCAAUCUCAUGGAUGAUCUGAAGGUUCUCUACAGAAUGGCUGGUGCUGAUGGGAAGGGAGUUACUUUUAUAUUCACUGACAAUGAUAUCAAGGAGGAAGGCUUCUUGGAGUAUUUAAACAAUAUAUUAUCAUCUGGAGAGGUCUCUGGUCUGUUUGCUAGAGAUGAAAUUGACGAGAUCACCCAGGGUUUGAUUUCUGUCAUGAAGAGGGAAUUCCCAAGGCGUCCUCCAACUCAGGAGAAUCUGUAUGAUUAUUUCAUCACUCGUGCCAGAAAUAACCUGCAUAUCGUCUUGUGUUUCUCUCCAAUUGGAGAGAAAUUUCGCAACCGUGCUCUCAAGUUUCCAGGACUGUUCAGUGGCUGCACUAUGGAUUGGUUCACUAGGUGGCCGCGUGAUGCUCUCGUAGCCGUCUCCAAUCAUUUCCUGUCCAAGGUCGACAUUGUUUGUAAACCAGAAGUCAAGAAACAGUUGAUUGAAACAAUGGGUGUGUUCCAUGACAAAGUUGCAGAAACAUGCGUGGAUUAUUUUGACAGGUAUCGUCGCACAACUCAUGUCACUCCCAAAUCAUAUCUAUCUUUCUUGGAUGGUUACAAAGGAAUAUACAUAGAAAACCACAGCCAUCUGGCAAACCUGGCCCAGAGAAUGAAUACAGGUCUCGACAAGCUGAAGGAAGCCGGUGAAUCUGUGGCAGAAUUAUCAAAGGAACUUGUUGUGAAAGAAAAAGAUCUUGCGAUUGCUUCUGCCAAAGCUGAUAAGGUCCUUGCUGAAGUGACAGUAUCAGCACAGGCAGCAGAGAAAGUCAAGAAUGCAGUGUUGAUUGUGAAAGAGAAGGCUCAGUCUAUUGUAGACAGUAUUGAGAAGGAAAAAGUGAUUGCAGAAGCAAAGUUGGAAGCCGCUAAGCCUGCAUUGAAGGAAGCUGAGGAUGCUUUGAAUACUAUCAAAGCAGCAGACAUCGCUACAGUCCGUAAGCUUGCAAAACCUCCCCAUCUGAUUAUGAGGAUCAUGGAUUGUGCGUUACUUCUCUUCCAACGUAAGAUCGGUGCUUGUGAAAUGGAUCCUGACAAACCAUCAUUAAAGCCAUCAUGGGCUGAUGCUCUCAAACUCAUGGCUCAGAGUGGUUUCCUCGGAUCUUUGCAAAACUUUGACAAGGACACCAUCAAUGAAGAGACAGUGGAAUUGCUGUCAGUUUACUUCAGAAGCGAAGAUUAUACCUUGGAAACUGCCAAAAAGGUCUGCGGCAAUGUUGCCGGACUUCUAUCAUGGACCAAAGCUAUGGUUUCCUUCUAUGGAAUCAACAAGGAAGUCUUGCCUUUGAAGGCAAACCUGGCAAAGUCUGAGAUCAAACUUGGGAUUGCUAUGAGAGAUUUAUCUGUCGCACAAUCCCAGCUUGAUGAAAAGCAGAAGGAACUGGAUGAAGUCCAGGCCAAGUUUGAUGCGGCAAUGAAAGAGAAGCAGGAACUGUUGGAUGACGCUGAAUCCUGCAGGAGAAGAAUGAUAGCAGCCACCCAGCUUAUUGAAGGUCUUGGGGGAGAGAAAGUACGUUGGACAGAGCAGAGUAAGAUGUUCGAAGCCCAGAUCUUGGAGCUUGUGGGUAACGUUUUGCUGGCAACUGGAUUCUUGUCUUAUUGUGGACCUUUCAAUCAGGAAUUCAGGAAUCUCCUAUUGAAAGAGACAUGGGAGAAUGAACUCAUCGCUCGUAGGAUUCCGUUUGCAUCUGAUCUGAACUUGAUUGCUAUGCUCAUUGAUGCUCCUACUAUAGGUGAAUGGGCAUUGCAAGGAUUACCAAGCGAUGACUUAUCAGUACAAAACGGAAUUAUUGUGACCAAAGCUACCAGGUAUCCUCUACUGAUCGAUCCACAGGGACAAGGCAAGACAUGGAUCAAGAACAGAGAGAAAGAUGCGCAACUGAUCAUCACAGCUCUCAAUCAUAAAUAUUUCAGGACUCACUUGGAAGAUGCUUUAUCUCAGGGAAGGCCUCUUCUAAUUGAAAACAUCAAUGAGGAAUUAGACCCUGCACUUGAUAAUGUAUUGGAGAAGAAUUUUAUCAAAGCUGGAAGUACAUACAAGGUGAAAGUAGGUGACAAGGAAGUAGAUGUUAUGAAUGGAUUCAAGCUCUACGUCACGACCAAACUCCCCAACCCAUCCUACACUCCUGAAGUCAGUGCAAAGACAUCCAUCAUUGACUUCACUGUCACAAUGCAGGGUCUUGAGGACCAGCUUCUAGGUCGAGUCAUCCUGACAGAGAAGCAAGAAUUGGAAGCAGAGAAAGUGAAGCUGAUGGAGGAAGUCACGCAUUAUAAGAGGAAGAUGAAGGAGUUGGAAGAUAAUCUCUUGUAUAAGUUGACUAGCACAAAGGGAUCUCUUGUUGAUGACGAAUCACUGAUCACAAUGCUUGGCACCACCAAGGAGAUGGCGGCUGAGGUCAGUGAGAAGUUGGCAAUUGCAGCAGAUACUGAACAGAAAAUCAAUAUAGCAAGAGAGGAAUUCAGGCCUGUGGCUGUUAGAGGAUCGAUUUUGUAUUUCUUGAUAGUGGAAAUGUCAAUGGUGAACCUGAUGUACCAGACAGCAUUGUCACAAUUUCUUGGAAUAUUUGACGAAUCAAUGGCCAAGUCAGAUAAGUCACCAAUUCCUGCCAAACGAAUCCACAAUAUCAUUGAAUAUCUCUCCUAUGCUGUGUUUAAAUACACCUGCAGAGGAUUGUACGAAACCCACAAGCUACUCUUCAUUUUAUUGAUGUCACUCAAGAUCGAUCUUAGAAAAGGCAACAUUCGUCACAAUGAAUUCCAGAGUUUUAUCAAGGGAGGGGCAGCUUUAGAUUUGAAAGCAGUUCAGCCUAAGCCAAGCAAAUGGAUUCUGGAUAUCACUUGGCUGAAUCUUGUUCAGCUGCAGAAAUUGCCAGAGUUCAGAGAGAUCUUGAACCAGAUAUGCCGCAACGAGAAACAAUGGAAAAACUGGUUUGAUUCUGAAGCACCAGAGGAGGAAUUGAUUCCUGAUGGUUAUUCUUCAUCCCUUGAUACUUUCAGGAAACUCAUGCUCAUAAGAUGUUGGUGCCCAGAUCGUAUCAUGCCUCAAGCUAGGAAGUAUAUUGGUGAUGCCAUGGGGAAAAGAUAUGCAGACCCAGUGCUUCUCAACCUUGAAGAAAUGCAUUUGGAAAGCACCAUCAGAGUCCCUAUGGUUUGUCUGCUUUCGCAAGGCUCUGAUCCUACAAACCAGAUAUCAGAUCUUUCUAAAAAGAAAAAUAUUGAAGUCAGAGCUAUCUCUAUGGGACAAGGCCAAGAAGUCCAUGCACGGCGUCUAGUUAGCACCCUGAUGCAGACUGGUGGAUGGGCUUUGCUACAGAACUGCCAUCUUGGAUUGGAUUUUAUGGAUGAGUUGUUGGAGACGGUGCAGACAUCUGAGAAUGUUCAUGCUGCAUUCAGGGUUUGGAUCACGGCUGAGGAACACCCUAAGUUCCCUAUCACUUUGCUUCAGUCUAGCAUUAAGUUUACAAAUGAACCACCCCAAGGAGUGAAGGCUGGCCUGAUGCGAACAUUUGCAAGCAUAUCACAAGAUCAACUUGAUGUGAACAAUCUUCCACAGUGGAAACCUUUGCUUUAUGCCAUUGCUUUCCUGCAUACAUCUGUACAGGAACGUCGUAAGUUUGGACCUCUGGGUUGGAACAUUCCAUAUGAGUUCAACACAUCUGAUCAUUUUGCCACAGUGCAAUUCCUGCAGAACCAUUUGGAUGAUCUUGAUCCGAAACGUGGAAUACAGUGGAACACCGUUCGAUACAUGAUUGGUGAGGUCCAAUAUGGCGGACGAGUCACUGAUGAUUAUGACAAACGACUCCUGAAUACAUUUGCACAAGUUUGGUUCCAUGAACAAAUGUUUGGAGACAAAUUUUGUUUUUAUACCGGAUAUAUCAUUCCACCAUUCAAGACUGUUAAAGAGGUUUUGGAUGCGAUUGAGGAGCUUCCUCUCACUGAUACUCCUAUGGUGUUUGGUCUUCACAUGAAUGCAGACAUCACAUACCAAACCAACACUGCAACCAGUAUAUUGGACACCAUACUCAGCGUUCAACCGAAAGAUUCAGGAGGAGGUUCAGGGGAAACGAGAGAGUCUGUUGUCUUUAGACAAGCUCAUGAUAUGCUGAUGAAAUUACCACCGGAUUACGUCGCCCAUGAGGUUCGUGCAAGACUAGUGAAGAUGGGGGUUCUGAAUUCCCUGAAUAUCUUCCUUCGUCAAGAGAUUGACCGAAUGCAGAAGGUCAUAACGCUGGUGCGAACCACACUCACUGAUUUGAAACUUGCCAUUGAAGGAACUAUCAUUAUGAGCGAGAACCUUCGUGAUGCUUUGGACAACAUGUUCGAUGCAAAAGUACCAACACAAUGGCGUAAAGUUUCUUGGGAAUCGUCCACCAUUGGGUUCUGGUUCACAGAGUUACUUGAGAGAAACACUCAACUCUCCAAAUGGAUUUUUGAGGGAAGACCAAUAUGUUUCUGGAUGACAGGAUUCUUUAACCCACAAGGUUUCCUUACAGCCAUGAGACAGGAAGUUACGAGAAUGCACAAAGGUUGGGCGUUGGAUUCUGUUACAUUGCAUAAUGACAUGUUGAAGAGCUUCAAAGAAGAUGUCACCAGCCCACCACAGGAAGGAGUCUAUAUUCAUGGAUUGUUCUUAGACGGCGCCGCAUGGGAUCGUCGUAACUGUCGUUUGAUGGAAUCUCAACCCAAAGUACUUUUUGUGCCUCUGCCGGUUGUUCAUAUGUUUGCUGUCAAUUCCACUGCACCAAAAGAUCCGGCAUUGUAUCCAUGCCCCGUGUACAAGAAGCCAUGCCGCACUGAUCUGACAUACAUUACUGCCGUCUAUCUGAAGACACAACAAAAACCAACACAUUGGAUCAUGCGUGGCGUGGCAUUGCUUUGUGACAUCAAGUAAACGCCAUCUGACUUUUAGACUUACUGAUUUGUUAGUUUUAGUAAUGUAUUUUAGUUAAAAUAUGUUAGAGUUUUGUCGUUAUUUAAGAUAACAGCCUUUCCCAUUGAAAUGAUUUGUUGAAGUUAAUAAAAAUGUUCCAAGUUU
Messenger RNA from Styela clava, 14148 nucleotides. Lineage: Eukaryota; Metazoa; Chordata; Ascidiacea; Stolidobranchia; Styelidae. The record is from RefSeq and is a predicted model, not a curated record.